Colletotrichum higginsianum IMI 349063 is the source of this 681-nucleotide messenger RNA. RefSeq names its product Protein tyrosine phosphatase-like protein. Bases 1 to 681 code for a protein of 226 amino acids. Gene Ontology annotation, molecular function: 3-hydroxyacyl-CoA dehydratase activity. NCBI's taxonomy places the organism in Eukaryota, Fungi, Ascomycota, Sordariomycetes, Glomerellales, Glomerellaceae. Gene Ontology annotation, biological process: sphingolipid biosynthetic process; very long-chain fatty acid biosynthetic process; fatty acid elongation. Gene Ontology annotation, cellular component: endoplasmic reticulum membrane. The transcript has 3 exons. The record is from RefSeq and is a predicted model, not a curated record.
AUGGCCGACACAGCAGCUGGCCCGACGAGGCCGCAGCGCCGGCCCUCCUCUCCCCUCAAGAACGGCUACUUGAUCCUCUACAACUUCGUCUCCGCCGUCGCCUGGGCCACCGUCCUCGGCCGCACCCUCGCCCUCUUCUUCCUCCGCGGGCCGCACUUUGUGCACCUCGGCGUCGGCGACUGGACGCGCUGGACGCAGACCGUGGCCGCCAUGGAGAUCUUGCACGCGUUGCUCGGCGUCGUUCGUGCCCCCGUCUUCACGACCGCCAUGCAGGUCCUCAGCCGCUUCGUCCUCGUCUGGGGCGUCGUGUACCCCUUCCCCUGGCUCGCGCGCAGCACCUGGUACUCGUCCAUGCUGCUGGCCUGGAGCGUUACCGAGGUCAUCCGCUACUCGUACUUUGCACUCAACCUCAGCGGCUUCCAGCCCAGGCCCCUGACCUGGUUGCGCUACAACACCUUCUUCGUGCUGUACCCCAUCGGCAUCACGAGCGAGUGCGCCCUCAUCUACCUGGCUGCUGAGCCCGCCAGGCAGUUCGGCGAGGUGUUCCCGUACGUCGCGUACGCCAUCCUCGCCGUCUACGUUCCCGGCUCGUACAUCCUGUACACGUACAUGAUGAAGCAGCGAAGCAAGGUCAUGCGUAGUCUGAAGGCCGAGGAGGCGGGCCGCGCAAAGACUCAGUAG